Molecule: messenger RNA, 489 nt
Organism: Prunus armeniaca (apricot)
Lineage: Eukaryota; Viridiplantae; Streptophyta; Magnoliopsida; Rosales; Rosaceae
Source: the annotation of a GenBank genome assembly
AUGAUCCUCCACAAGGCCGACGACGCACUGAUGUGCAAGGCGUUUGCAAUGACAUUGCGAGGAGCAGCUCAGGACUGGUUCCACACCCUGCCAUCUGGGUCGAUCAACAGCUUCAAGGAGCUUGCUUAUGUCUUCACUAAAGAAUAUACUUCUUAUCGGUCAAUCAAUAAGAAUCCUGACCAUCUGUUCAACCUGCACAAGAAGUCCAAUGAAUCCCUGCGAGACUACAUCAAGAGGUUCAAGGCGGAGAGGGCAAACACUAUAGGAUGUGAUGACCAAAUUGUGUUCUCUGCCUUCAAGAGGGGGUUGCCAAUUGAAUGUGAGUUGUAUCGCGAGCUGACCAUCUAUCCUCGCCAAACACUGGUAGAAGUCUUUGCUAUAGCAGAGCGCUACGUAUUAUGGGACGACGACCGGAUCGCCACAAAGAAGGCUGAUCAAGUAGCUGAGCAGGCAAGCCAAGAGAACGGCAAGCGCAGAUCACAACCUUAG